AAAAAGAACAACGCAAAUGAACUUCUGAAACAGAUGGAGGAGCACAGACAUGUUGACGAACUAGAGAAACGCGCUAACUAUAGAGAGGGUGAAGAAAUCAGAAGACUGACCAGACUGUUUGAGUGGGAAAUGGGCAAGCUGGCUAAACUGAAAUGGGAUGAGAAACAAGAAAUAAUGAAAGCCCAUUUGGCACAUGUUACAGACAGAAACUUGCUUAGAGAGUUUGAAAAACAGAAGGAAGAAGAGAAUGAUGACUUGGUACGUCGCUUCAUUCUUGCAAAAAAAAAAAAUGUCCAACUUGAAAAAAGAAAGAGAGGAUGAAUUGCACAGGCAAACAGUGGAACGCAGGGAUCGAAUCACUGAACUGCUGGCGGCACAAAUGAAACAGAAAGUUGAUGAUGAAGAGGAAUGCAUAGCAAAAGCUGUAGCAGAAAUUGAAGCAAAAAAAAAAAAAGAAACACAGGAAAAAGAAAAAAAGAUAAAAGCAGAUAUCAAGGCUAUCACU
Molecule: messenger RNA, 505 nt
Organism: Staurois parvus
Lineage: Eukaryota; Metazoa; Chordata; Amphibia; Anura; Ranidae
Source: the annotation of a GenBank genome assembly